AUGGAGAUUGCUGAGUUGCGUUCCAAGGCUGAUUCCGUCUCACAGAGCCUUCCCGAGGGUCACUCCUUCACCGCCGCCCCCGAAGGCUGGCCAAAGGACGCUGCUGCCUCCUACUGGUAUAGCCAAGUGGAGCUGACCACUCAUCAUCGACCCUUACGACGCAUAUGGAUGGGACCUCAAUUCACGUUUCGUAUUUACCCUUUCUCUGUGAGCAAGGUCCCGUUGUUUGCUAUUCAUUUCCCUACCACUGCUUGUCCCCACUUCUUCUCAUUUCUCUUAAGGAAGUCCUUCUGCAUAGGCCUAAGGAGUAGAUACGUGGAAGCCGCUGCAAGCUGA
This is a messenger RNA of Dibothriocephalus latus, 336 nucleotides long. NCBI's taxonomy places the organism in Eukaryota, Metazoa, Platyhelminthes, Cestoda, Diphyllobothriidea, Diphyllobothriidae. The record is from the annotation of a GenBank genome assembly.